CAUUGGUCGCAUCGCAACCGCAAAAGUACGGUAAGGUCAAGAAUCAGUCGUUGUUAUCAAGUACCGCCACCACAGUAUGUUUAUAACUUGUGAGAUGUGAACGCGUGCUUGUGAAUUGUGAUUGGUUGGAAAUUAGUACAGUACCAUAAUGAAGACUAUCCUAUUAGUGCUGUGCAGCGUCCUGUACACAACACGGCCGCAGGCUAUCGACCGGAGGGUCGGGAGACUUCGAGAAGUGUUCGCAUGGAAACAGCUGUCCUACAACAUUGACGGAGUUUUGUACCAGCAAGAUCAAUUUGAUGAGCCUAAUGGAGUUUCCCUCGGGAACACAAGAGAUAGAGCUAAGAGACAGUCUGGAUCAGGAUUCUUCUUUGACAACAACGAAGCAGACACCGAAAGAAAUUGGAACCAGCAAUCUACUACUAAUCGUAACAGGUCGCAAGGGAACAGGCCUUCUAGAAGACCCUGGACUAACAGACCGACAUCGACUACUACCAGCCGACCUGACCUCGGAGUGUCCACGAGCACGAUCAGCCCUAGGGAUGAAAACGGACGCUUCUUCGUUCAAUACAACAAUGUUCCGAUGGGUGUGGAAAGAGUUGGAGACAGAGUAUUCGUCACGGUGCCGAGGAGACGAUAUGGCAUCCCGUCGACCCUCAACUAUAUAGACCUGUCGCAGGCUUCCAACACAUUAUCACCAGCUCUGAAGCCGUACCCGUCGCUGCAGGCCAGCAGGUCACUGACCUCUGUGUACCGCACGCGAGCCGACAGCUGCGGCAGGCUGUGGCUUGUGGACACUGGCAUGCUUGAGAUACCUAAUAAUCGACAGCAAAUCCAGCGGCCGGCGGUUGUGAUAUAUGACCUGAAAACAGACAGACAGAUCCUGAGAUACCCCUUCAAGGACUCCGACAUCCCUGCUGAGAACACACCCACUGGUCUAGCGUCCAUAACCGUGGACAUAACUGACGGAGACUGUGACAAUGCUUUCGCGUACAUACCAGAGUUGACCACCUUCGGGGUGAUCGUCUUCUCUCUGAGGGAGAGAGACAGCUGGAGGCUGUCGCAUAACUAUUUCUCUUUCAACCCUGUCGCUGGAAACCUGAAUAUAGCAGGACAGAGGUUCCAAUGGAGCGAUGGCGUGUUCAGUAUAACCCUGGGGUCUGGCUCGGGCGGCUGCAGGGCCGCGUACUUCCAUCCCUUGAUCAGCACUCACGAGUUCUCCGUGUCCACCUGCGUGCUGAAGAACAGGACUGCCAGUCAGGAUUCAAAUUUCUGGAGUCAGUUUUCUUUGCUCGGCAACCGCGGCGAGAACAGCCAGAGUACGAUGCACGAUUACCACGCGGCCACUAGAGUGGUGUUCUUUGCUGAAAUAGGCAGAGAUGCGGUGUCUUGCUGGAAUAAUGGCAACCCGCUCAGGGCUACCAACAUCGCGAUAUUGGCGCAGGACAGCCAACGGCUCAGCUACCCGUCAGAUCUCCACGUGAGCGGCGACGAAGUGUGGGUGAUAUCUAACUCCCUGCCACGGUUCGGAUACUCCCGACUCGACGUCAACGAAUAUAACUUCUACGUCUACAAAGCGAAUGUUCAAGAACUGAUCUCAGGGACCGCCUGCGAGGGAUUCAGAGCUAUCGCCAACAGAGCCGGUACUGAUGACGACCAGAAUACGGAGACUAAUUAAACGAUGUCUUUUUAAAAAAUAAAAUUGCACAAUAGAUGAAUAAAAAAAUAUAGUAUUGUAAUAGUUUUAGUUAGAAUAGCUAGCUUGUAUCCAUUUAAAUAAACUGAUAGGCAACAUAAGCAUUUCCAAAGAGUUGUUAAUGUCAGACACGUGGUCUGUGUAAAACCACAACCGUUCAAAAUUUUAAAGUUUAUUUUUUUUUUCACGCUGUCUCCCUCACAUCCCCAAAGGCAACUAGGAAUACGGACACCAGACGUCAACCCUCUUCGGGAAUGCUGUUGCUACCAGCUGUAGGGCUUCUUAUCCCUUAGUCGCCUUGUAUGACAUCCACAAAAGGAUAUAACAACUAUAUCCUCUAUUACAAAUCUAUGCCUACGUGUCAAAACGAAUCUUCAGGACAAGGAUUCGAAUGAAAUAUUUUCUAUAUAGUGAAAAUUGAUUUAUUAAAGCUAAAGUAAUAAUUAACAAAAACAACAGUGAUAUAUUUUGCCAUUUUCCACGGCUAAAAUGAAUAAAAGAUUUUGAUUAAAACUAAAGUGAGAGACAGACAAAAAUAACUUAUUAACAUACUAAUGAAUAACUUGUAUUUUCGACUCCUAAAUCGUCUAUAUGACUUCAAUGUAAUGUUUUCAUAUCUGUGCUAUAAGAACGCCCAUAUAGCUAUGCCACAUUGGUCCGUUGGGGCGACGCACGUCACGGCUCAAGAGUCCGAAAUAUAGAUAGAUGUGAUUUAUUUACAAGUGAAUGUUCCCAAUGUUUUUAUAAAAUUUUCAUUAUAGAAAGAAAAUAGUAUUUCACUAUAUAUCUAUAAAUAUAAUAAAACAAUAUAUGUACAUAGGAGAUAUUGAAGAAAAAUAAUGGGAUUUAAUAGAAGCCAAAACAAUUUUUUGCUGUCUCUCGGUCUGUAUAUUUGUUCGCGCGUCACGCCGAGUUUACAGUUGUACAGCGGAAGGUCUAACUUUAAAUCUAGUAUAGGUUUCACCACGAUACGUUGCUUAGAUCCUGAGAUGUCGAUGACAAUAAGUUGUGAGCGGACGCACGAAAUUAACACGGGGGAAGUUGCGGGCAAAAGCUAGUAUUUAAUAUAUAGUGAAAUAGUAUUUUAUUUUUUUAUUCACUGUAACCAUAAAUACAACUUUUAUUGAAAGAAAUAAAUAAACUGGACCUAC
Messenger RNA from Plodia interpunctella (Indianmeal moth), 2847 nucleotides. RefSeq names its product L-dopachrome tautomerase yellow-f2-like (gene Y-fa). The transcript has 13 exons. Lineage: Eukaryota; Metazoa; Arthropoda; Insecta; Lepidoptera; Pyralidae. Gene Ontology annotation, cellular component: extracellular region. The coding region runs from base 149 to 1678 and encodes 509 amino acids. The record is from RefSeq and is a predicted model, not a curated record.